Molecule: messenger RNA, 1905 nt
Organism: Eutrema salsugineum
Lineage: Eukaryota; Viridiplantae; Streptophyta; Magnoliopsida; Brassicales; Brassicaceae
Product: zinc finger CCCH domain-containing protein 68
Exons: 4
Coding region: 397-1785 (462 amino acids)
Molecular function (GO): metal ion binding
Source: RefSeq, a predicted model, not a curated record
GUUUAUUACUUAUUAGUGGUAUUAAAUAAGAAUUUUUGUUAAAUUGGGAAUUGUAAAUUGAGUCGUGGAGAGACUUAAUUAUACGUCAACAUUAGAAGAGUAUGAUUAGGAAUGGGAAGGGCCCCUAUCAUUAUUUUUAUAUUCUUCACUGUAAAGUCAAAUAGUCAAUAUUUUUUUAUAGGGUUUUCUCUCCCACACAAACCGUUUCGCCGACGUCUCUUCUUCCUCUUUAGCAGACGACUUUCGGACUCGUUGAGGCUUGGAUAGUGCUGGUCUAUUGGAAAAUCGGAUUGCUCGUUUCGUUUUGAAUCUGAAAAGUGGUUAUUGAUUUGAUUUUAACAGACAAAGGAAAUCGAUUUCCCGAUUGGUUAGUCGAGAGAUACUUGGUUUAAUACAAUGAAGAAAUCGAGGGUUUCAUGGCCAUCAGAUAGUAUGCUUUGUCAGGUGAUGAUGUUUCGAACAGAAGAUUGUCCUUCGAAAGUUGCGCCUCAAACAACAAGCAAACCAAAGGCAUCGAAUCUUCCAACUCAAAGAUCUCAAGGAAAUGAAUAUGAAACGAGGCGUAACAUGUCACAUAUUCCCCGGAUUAAAUGGAAACACCCACGAAAAUUUAUUCUCAAUGAUGAUAUGCUUGUUGCAAGUGGUGGAGAGAGUACAGAAACCCGUUGUGAAAAUUUGAGGAUUGCAAAAGUUUUGGAAGCUUUCUAUCCACACCGCUCUCUCAUCCCUAGCCGUCCUUUGGUUUCACCGGCUGUAGAAGAUGAAAGCUAUGACGACAGCAAAACUCCCAACAUACGUCUCACUCCCAUUGAAGAUGAGGACGAAUGUGAACCUAUUUCUUUUGAACCUUCUCACAGCUCCAAAUCCCCUGCAGCUGUUUUUGGACUUGGACCAGAAGACUUGACUCUGGCUGCUCUGUCUGCGUUGUUGAUGAAAACAAAGGAACAAGAGAGUCUGGUCGAUGCUGAUUUACUCGUCAAGUUCCUCAGUGACCCGAAAUUGAUCAAGAACCUGAUGAUGAAUGACACUACAGGUAAACCGCUUGGAACUGGGAAUAAAACUCACACCACUAUCACCACCCAACCUAGACUUGUUCUCACCUCCUCAGCCAUGGAUGGAAACCCACCUCCUGAACCUGUUACCCAGCCUGGUGGAAAUGGUGUUCCGCAUAUUGUCCCUGUUUCUGUUCAGUCCAGUGCUUUACCAAUGAACCUUAACCUCCAGAAACCUCCCCUGGUUUUUCACACUUAUCCAUUGUCAGGACUUGAAGAUUCCUUGAAACCAAGCUCAGUUGAUGAUGUUCUAGUGUCGGAUCAAAAGACUGUACCAAACCCGGACUCUCAAUCCCUAAUCAUUUCCACUUCCAGCACUUGGGAUAUGAAGAGGGUACUGGAAUCAGCGCAAACUAUAACUGAUGCUCAAAUCCGGAACGGUGCAUACCCGAUGACGAACAUAAACCAGGAUGAUGGGGUUUCUGCAAAACAACCCGUAAGAAAUCUGGACUAUUUCAAGAACCUUAUUAGGGAACACGGGGGGGUUGCUCCGGGGACAAAUGAAACUAACAACUACAAAGCAAGGGUUGAUAAUAAUAGUAAUAACAAUAAGAAGAAGAAGAAGAAGAAGCUAGUAAAGGUUAGGUUUCAGAAACCGUGCAAGUAUUUUGGUAGAGGCAGAGGGUGUAAGCUUGGCGAGAGUUGCUUAUAUCUUCACGACCGCUCUAAAAGGUUGGGGACCGAUGUUGCACCCGACUUCCCCAGAGCUAAGAGACUCAAAUUCGGAACGUAACCAACAGCUAGCCACCAGAUGACUGAAUUUUUAACCUUCAAGUAGCAUCAUCCAUUAAAUGCAGAUAUGUUGCUUUAACAAGUUUCCAAAAACCACUUUAGUAAAUCCAUGUUUUUGUUU